GGUGUGUUGGAAAUCUCUGAUUUGGAUUAUGACGUAGUUUACGAGCUAGUGUACUACAUCUACUGUGGUCGGUGUCAGAAGGAUAUCGGUGAUAUUGCAACAGAUUUGCUCAUCGCUGCUGAUAAGUAUCGAUUAGUGGAACUGAAGGGUGUGUUGGAAAUCUCUGAUUUGGAUUAUGACGUAGUUUACGAGCUAGUGUACUACAUCUACUGUGGUCGGUGUCAGAAGGAUAUCGGUGAUAUUGCGACAGAUUUGCUCAUCGCUGCUGAUAAGUAUCGAUUAGUGGAACUGAAGAACCACUGCGAGAAAUUUCUUGUGGAGAACUUGGCGAAUGAGAAUGUGUGUCAGUUGUUGAUAAUAGGCGAUUUGUACAAUGCGGAACGAUUGCAGGAACGGGCGGUGCAGUUCAUUCUGCAACGCCCAAAGUACAUCACAUCAACACCAGGCUGGGAUGACAUACUGAAGCAACAUCCACAUCUAGUCACUCGAAUUGUUAAUCACUUCGAUAAGGUUGGUGUUGAUUGCUUUUGUAAAUGA
Ostertagia ostertagi is the source of this 537-nucleotide messenger RNA. NCBI's taxonomy places the organism in Eukaryota, Metazoa, Nematoda, Chromadorea, Rhabditida, Trichostrongylidae. The record is from the annotation of a GenBank genome assembly.